UUGUCUGAUACUUUGUUACCCCAACACUUUCCUCCCAGGAACCCUCUGCUCUCUGCUCGUCCCAAUGGCAGCUAAAGGAAUGCCCAUGCCCGGGGGUCUGGGGUCGCCCAAACCAGCCACCCCUGAAGUACAGAAACUCACUGAUCAGGUAAAGGCAGAGGUGUUUAAGAAAGAAGGACGAAACCUGCACAAGUUCCACGCAGUUUCAUUUGCCACUCAGACAGUCGCUGGUUAUAAUUAUAUUAUUAAGGUGGAGUCAGACGCUAAUGAAUAUUUCCUCAUUAAAGUGUAUGUGGACCUGAAUAAAAAAGUGGAGCUGAAAGGUUAUCAGAAGGGCAAGAACAAGGACACCCCACUGACGCUGUUCUAAGUCAAAGCCUCUCAGUGGGACAUGGACGGGGUCUCAGAACCGGCAGUUGGAAAACAUUGAUAGGGAAUCUCUUACUCUACGAUCAGCCCAAGCAAAUACUUUUAUACAAAUAAACUCAUCUUUGUACCCUU
Molecule: messenger RNA, 501 nt
Organism: Xenopus laevis (African clawed frog)
Lineage: Eukaryota; Metazoa; Chordata; Amphibia; Anura; Pipidae
Gene: csta.3.L
Product: cystatin-A
Exons: 3
Coding region: 65-370 (101 amino acids)
Source: RefSeq, a predicted model, not a curated record